This is a messenger RNA of Eurytemora carolleeae, 4959 nucleotides long. RefSeq lists its product as uncharacterized. The record is from RefSeq and is a predicted model, not a curated record. Bases 824 to 4384 code for a protein of 1186 amino acids. Lineage: Eukaryota; Metazoa; Arthropoda; Copepoda; Calanoida; Temoridae. The transcript is spliced from 6 exons.
CCCUAUUCGGUUUUCCGUAUAUUACCUACUACUAAAAAAGAACCUAAUCACUUCAAUCUUCAUCUUCGCAACCUACACCUAAAAACUAGAGAAAGAGAAGAGUAAUCAGCCCUUUAGGAAAAGUAAGAAGGUUUCUAAAUGUGAUGUAUGCAAAGGAGUUCAAAAAUAACUCUGGAAAAUAGGAGGGCCAGGUGUACUGAAUAGGAGGGCCAGGUGUACUGAAUAGGAGGGCCAGGUGUACAGAAUAGGAGGGCCAGGUGUUCUGAAUAGGAGGGCCAGUUGUACUGAAUAGGAGGGCCAGGUGUACUGAAUAGGAGGGCCAGGUGAACUGAAUAGGAGGGCCAGGUGUACUGAAUAGGAGGGCCAGGUGUACUGAAUAAAUAACCUUUGAGGUUUCAUGAACAAUUAUCUGCUCUCCAGUCUCCACCUACACCUAGAUGCACAUGAACUUGAAGCUUGGGAUUAAAGACGCUUCUCUUUCUCUUCAAACCAUCUGGUUUCUCCGGGAGUUUCACUCUCUACAGGACAUAGGCAGUCAGGUUCAGUUUACUCAGGAUACUCAGGGAAUACAGGAUAUACCGUAAUCAUCUCGCACCUGCUAUACAUACAACCGGGAGAAACUCAAUACAGAAUGAAAACCCUGUUUACAACACCAAGUUUAUGAAAUGUAAUCAAAAUGAAUUAAAGGCGACGUGAAAUUAAUCUUUAGGAAUAGGAUGUACACUGAGAGAUAGGGGUAUGGGAACCAAUACAGGAGAAAGUAUCAGACUGAACUAACCCAAACUACAAACCAAGUUAAGGGCAGAGAGCUGGUUAGGAUGAGAUGAGGAGUCUGAAAAAUGUUGGGUUUGAGGAGGGAGGUAGAUCAACUCAUCCUGGUUCAAUAAAACAAUCUAAACACGGAGACAAUCCUACUCCGGAACUUAAACCAGACCUAGAGGUAGACUCCGACCCGGAGAAGAACCCAACCAGAAAAAGAAAACAAAUCUUAAAAAUAAUGCUCGGAGCCUUCUUGCUCCUGGGGGUUACAGCAUCAUGCAUCGUGGUGGGAGAAACCUUUCAUGAAAACAAGAUCCAGCUCCAGACCCUCUUUAACAUCUCUAGUCUUGAGUUAGACCCAGAGAACUCUACUGAGUUCUCAGAACCUGUUGAAGAUCUGGAAACACUUCCUGUUCCCCUGUCCAUGCUUCAACCGGAGGCACGGAACUAUGUUGCAUAUAUUCCAGUUCCCCUCAAUGAUGAUGAUGAAGAGGAUAGUGAUGAGGAUGAUGAAUACUAUGACGAUGAUGAUGAUGAGUAUUACGAGUAUGAGGAGGAGGAAGAGGAGAAACCUAAACGUAAAAAAGAAAACAGAAGAAAGAGCAGCAGCAGGAACAAACCUCAAAGAAAACGGUUCCAAGAUAAAGAGGAAGACAAGGAACGUGUUCCCUUCUUGGUUCCUCUCAUGAUGGUUCCAGAAAACCAGGUAGGGGUUCAGAAAGAAUUCUCCUUCAAUAGAGACACACAGUCGUCAUUAAGUGACGAUCUUCUGAGCAAUGUGAUCAAAAACAAUCCAAACAGAAGGUUUCAAACCCCAAAUAUAUACUCGAGCAAGAGAAUACAGCCUGGGCAACAGAGUCCUGUAUUUCCACAAGGAGGACCUGUUCACGACCGUCCUGGCCCCCCCUACAGGGGUCCUGCUCCGCGCAACCCAAGCUUACCCCUGGAUGAUACAAUCAUUCAUCCCUCUAUUCAUCGACCAGUUUACGCUAGACCUCCACGGAGGUUCAACACCAAUUUUAACUACAAUAAUAGAAAUUACAACAACUUCAAUAACAACAACUACAACAACAGACAGAGAUAUAACAAUCUUAUGUUUGAUAAUGAGUUUUCAACAACCAGUACAACACAACCACCUCCAACAACAACUACAACAGUAUCAACUACUACAGAAGAGACAACUAAACGAUCUCCAUCGAUUAUAGUUGUCCAAGCGCACCAACCUGGGAUUGGAUCUCCUUAUGGUUAUAUCAACCCAUAUGGAUAUCAACAGCAACAACCAUAUUACAACUAUCAACCACCACAACCCUAUCCUCCACCACAAUAUGUUAAUCCUUAUAUAACUACAACAACUGCAACCACCACCACAACAACAAUUUCCACAACAACGACGGAGACAACAACCAAGAAGCCAAGAAGAAGAAAAACAAAGAAACCGAAGAUCAUUGAUCCAAUGUUAUCAGAAGGUUCGUUAACUAUAGUUGACAACAAGCUGGUUCCGAUCAAAUCUCCUGAACCUCUUCAAAAAAGGUUUGGACUGGCUAACAAUGACAUGUCUGGUAGAAGGUUCAGUCCGGUCAAUAGAAACUUCCGGGGGGUUAGGAAGUACCCAUCUAGAAAAUAUUCUCGCCCUAGUCCCUACCGACCAUAUCAAAAGGAUAGAUAUCCAGAAUUUCAGCACAAUCGCCGUUAUGAUCUCGAUAUGCCAAACAUCUUUACCCAGAGUGGGAUGGAUUUUGAAUAUGAAGAAAAGCCAAAUAUUAAACGUCCUCCACCUAAGCACCCAGGAGUUCAGCUACCGGGUAUCCGGGUCCCACCAAAUGCAGGCAACAUUCAGGAUAUUAUCAAGCAUCCCCAAUCCUCUCAGGUUAAACGGUACACCACACAGGAUGGAAAGUAUACUCUUAUCAAUGAUUACAGACCUCCACUAGGUCAGGGUGAUUAUAGCCUAAACUCAGGAGGAAGUUACAAACCUGGAAAAUACUCUCAGUCCUAUAAUCAGCCUGGUGAAGGAUAUCCUGAUCCAUAUGAUCCUGGAAAUAUAUUUCUCGCUGAUGAUGUAGGAGAAGAGGAACUUGGAUAUGAUGCUACUCCGCCCCAGUAUCCAGGAGACAGUCAAUAUCAAGAUUAUCAAAAACCGUUUCAAAAUAAUUAUCAACCUUCUUCACAAUAUCAGCCAACACAAACACCAUACCGGCCAACCCCACAUCCUUAUAAUCCACAACCUGCACAAUAUCAACCAACACCACCAACAUAUCAACCUACUCCCCCUCCAUAUCAACCAACUCCCCCUCCUUAUCAACCAACUUCCCCUCCUUAUCAAAAAACUUCCCCUCCUUAUCAACCAACACCACCUCUCUAUCAACCUUCUCCCCCUCCAUAUCAACCAACGUAUUCUACAUAUAAACCAGCACCACCACCCAGUCUACCUGCACAGCCACCAUAUCAACCACCUCCUCCACCCUACACACGUCCAACUCCAAGUCCAUAUCAACCAACGUACUCCCAGGGCGGAGAACCAUAUGCUCCAAGCAAACCUGCGUACAGUCCACCAUCAAGACCUGAGUAUACUGCCCCCAGUAAUCCAUCCUAUGCUGAUCCACCGGCGUUAAGUCCAGCUUACAAUCAGGACUUUCUCACUCCAGAUCCAAACAAAAAAUAUCCAGGUCCUGAGAUUUAUGACAACAACAGCGUUCAGGGUCCAACUCCAGUUACUAGCUAUGAGAAAGGCUCUUCAUUAGGUUAUGACAACUAUGGAUAUGCAGAUAAGAAUGACAAUUUUGCUGAAAUUUACAAGGAUACAGAAAACAAAGGAUCGUCUCAUCCUCCUAACGGCCCUGACUACAGUUCGGCGACUAUUUUACACACGGGUGGUACAGGUCCACUGCCCUACAAGGUUGGGGUAGAUUUAUAUCCGAUGGGAGGAGAAAAUCCUCUAGGAAAGCAUGGGUUGUCCACGAGCUUUAACAGUGAGGAUAAUAAGCAUGAAAUUCUGCUCCAUCUGAACCUCUUCUCUAAGAAACCAACGUCUCUAGGAGGAAGAGCAGAUAAUCUUGAAUUGAGUCAAUCAUUAGGACCCUUCUCCUUCGGAAGAAAUGAAGAAUUGAAGCUGGAUAAGGAGGUUGUAGCUAAAAAUCCUAUUUUUGGAAAUCUCAAUCCCAUAGAUAUUCUCAACCAUCUUUUAGGACAAGGCAAGGCAAGAGAAAUUUCCAAAGAUGAAAAACCUUUGAUAAAAGAUGAGAAGAGAGCCCAGGUACCCCAGGAUAAAGUUCAGAGUGGAUCUAAAAUUCAGUCUGAGAAGGAUCCAGGGUUCAAACACUACUAUACUCCGGGUAGUAUAGUGAAACCUGUAAACCAAUACGUGGAGAAGAAAGAGAGUGAGGAUAAGUUGGACCAAGACGGAGAAUACUCUGAGGAUGAUGAAAUAUACUACGAUGAUGAUGAGGAUGAACCUAGCAAGGAUAAAGAUGAUAAAGAUGAUGAUUACGAGUCUGAUGAAUCAGAUCCUGAAUAUUAUUACUACUACUACUACGACUAUCUAGAUUCAGGGAUAGAUAUAAGUCAUGAAAAGCUUCCAACCCCACAACCCCUGAAUUCGUACAAUUCAACCCUUUCCGAAAAAUAAACUUUGUCAAGUUUUAAUACAUUAGUCAAAGAAGUGCAAUAAUAAUAACGACUUAGAAUAUAAUAAGUUUAUUUAUGCUUUUUUAUUUCUGUCCAAUCAUAUUUACAAUAUUUUUUUCUUCCAUAUAUUGUCUCUGCUUCACCCUGUAUCAGGUUAAUCCUAUUUAAAAAUAUGAUUUGUGCAAUGUGCAUCACUCUGUAAACAUUAACACCCUAUGACAACUCUUCAGUUUUCACAUUUUGUGAUUUUAGCAUAACGCUGUUUCAGAAAUACCAUGAUUAUUUUAUCACCCUGUAAAGUUAAUUUUUACCAAAUACUAAAGAACUAUUAAAUCUGUUUCAGUUUAAAAUUAUAUGCAUCAUAUCAUGCUGGAUAUGAGUCCCAUUUCUGUUUCGUUAAUUCUUUAUUUUGUUUACAUGUUCUAUUUUACUCUAUAUGCUUCCUUUCGUCUUAAUCAGUGCUUAGGUUCCGUCACUUUUUAGGCUCUCAAUUGAAGUGUUUAAUAACAAGAUAUAAGAAAACCUAUCUCAUCACUGAAUGUUAAAUUCAACAAAAGAAGAAAAUAUUUAAAAUUU